UUCAAAUUUGAGUAAUCAAAAUGUAAAUUUACUAAAACUUAGUUACAUUUAAGUGAAAUUUACCCUUUUUUUAAUAAUCGGAAUAUAUUUAAUUUUAAAGUUCCAUUAAUUUUUUUAACUAAAUUUAGAAAAAAGGAGAAGAAGAAGAAGAGAAGAGUGGAUAUUAUUUAGCUUAGUAAAAGGUAAUCCUAUUUUUCCUCCUUAAUUAUCUCCCCUAAUUUCAACUUUAAACUAAAUUUAAAAAAAACAUAUAAAAAUAUAAGAAAAAAAGUGUACUCCAUUAAAAAGCUUAAUUAUUUCCCUUCAUUCUUCAUUCACCAAUGUCAUCCUCCAACCCCGGCUCCCCCUCCGCCACCGCCACCUCAUCCUCAUCGGCAUCAUCAUUCUCUUCCAAAGCUCAUUCAUGUAUCCAAGCCCUUUCUUCCAUCCUGUCCACCGUCCCUUCCUCCGUCUCUUCUUCCUCUUCCCUCCUUCACGACCCCACCGUUUCUUCCCAAAUCUCCACCCUCCUCCGUGACCCAGACUCCGGUUCCGGCGACAACAACCUCUGUCGUUGGCUUUACGACACUUUCCAUUCCCCUGACCCAGAACUAAAGCUCGUCGUCCUCCGUUUUGUCCCCAUAGUAGCCGGCAUUUACCUCUCCCGUAUCGCUUUACGUAAAUCCCUCGCCGGUUUCGAAGCCAUUUUAUUAGCUCUUUACGCCCACGAAACCACCGCACGCGACGGUCAACCGAUAAGCGUCAACGUCCCUGAUUUAACCCAACCCAGUAUUUACCAUGAAGCUAAAUCAUCAGUAAAGACCCAAGCAACUGAAUUAAACCUAGCUGUCAUCUCACCAACAUUAGAACCCCAUGGCACCAUGAGAUCAUCAAGAAGAGCAAGAAUCGUCGGUGUAGCCUUAGAGUUAUAUUACAGUAAAAUAUCUCAAAUGCCAGUGAGUUCAAAGCUCGAGUUUUGUGAGUUUUGUGAUAUUUGGGCUACAGGGAUUCAAAACAAACCAUCUUCAUCUUCAUCAUCAAAACAAAAGACAAUACUAUUGCCAUGGGAAUUAUUACAACCAAGUUUAAGGAUAUUAGGACAUUGUUUAUUGGGUGCACAUAAAAGUAAAAAACUGUAUGAAGCUGCUUCAAUGGCGACCAAGAGUUUAUAUGAGAGAUCGUUGCAUGAUAUUGAUGCUAAAGCUAUUUUAGCAACCAGCAGUCUUCUUCGACUUGAAAAAAUGGCUUUGGAUCCUAAACUUAACGUUGAUCAUACUGAAAUUGAUAUGUCUUUGGCUUUGUAA
Gossypium raimondii (Peruvian cotton) is the source of this 1283-nucleotide messenger RNA. RefSeq lists its product as uncharacterized. Gene Ontology annotation, cellular component: plasma membrane. The record is from RefSeq and is a predicted model, not a curated record. Lineage: Eukaryota; Viridiplantae; Streptophyta; Magnoliopsida; Malvales; Malvaceae. The transcript has a single exon. The coding region runs from base 321 to 1283 and encodes 320 amino acids. Gene Ontology annotation, biological process: protein localization to plasma membrane; phosphatidylinositol phosphate biosynthetic process.